AUGGGAAGGACCGACCCUCGGCGCCUCCCAGCCACCGCCUCCCAAGAGUCCGUGCCGCGCUCAGCGGGCUCCCGAGCCACAGCCACGGGUUGCUGGAGCCGGAACCGGGGCCUGUGCAUGCUGUUGUUGACCUUCAUGUUCAUGGUGCUGGAGAUGAUGGUGAGCCAGGUGACCGCGUCGCUGGUGAUACUCUCCGACUCCUUCCACAUGCUGUCGGACGUGCUGUCGCUCGUGGUGGCACUGGUGGCCGAGCGCUUCGCCCGGCGGACCCACGCCACCCAGAACACGUUUGGCUGGAUCUGGGCCGAGAUGAUGGGGGCUCUGGUGAACGCCAUCUUCCUGACCGGCCUCUGCUUCGCCAUCCUGCUGGAGGCCAUCGAGCGCUUCAUCGAGCCUCACGAGAUGCAGCAGCCGCUGAUGGUCCUCGUGGUCGGCGUGGCGGGGCUGGUGGUCAGCGUGCUGGGGCUUUGCCUCUUCCACCAUCACAGCGGCUUCGGCAACAACUCCGGCCACGGCCACCCGCACGGGGUUCACGGCCACACCAAGGGGGUCUGUGGCCAGAGCAGCCGCCCCGGGGACAGCGACCACAGGAGCCCGGGCGGCCAGAGACCCGACCAGGAGGUGACCAACACCUUGGUGGCCGGUAGCAGCAACUCCAAUGGGCUCAAACUGGGCGGGGCAGAUCCGGAAAAGUCCAGAACUGAUGCAGCAGAUGUACAAAUGAAUAGGAAUGUUAUCAGAGAAGCUGAUAAUAUGGAUUUGGAAGAUGAAGCAGAUGAUGCUCAAAAGGCUGGACAACUUAACAUGCGUGGAGUUUUUCUGCAUGUCUUUGGAGAUGCUUUGGGUUCAGUGAUUGUAGCUGUGAAUGCCUUGGUCUUUUACUUUUAUUGGGAUAGUUGUCCUGAAGGGAAGUUCUAUGAAAACCCGUGUAUCGCUGACCCCUGCAAAACGCUUGUAGAAAUAAUCAAUAGUACUCAAGGAACAGUUUUUGAGGCCGGUCCUUGCUGGGUGCUAUAUUUAGAUCCAACGCUUUGUAUUGUAAUGGUUUGUAUACUUCUUUACACAACUUAUCCAUUACUUAAGGAAUCUGCUCUUAUUCUUCUACAAACUGUUCCUAAACAAAUUGAUAUCAGAAAUUUGAUAAAAGAACUUCGAAAUGUUGAAGGAGUUGAGGAAGUUCAUGAAUUACAUGUUUGGCAACUUGCUAGAAGCAGAAUCAUUGCCACUGCUCACAUAAAAUGUGAAGAUCCAACAUCAUACAUGCAGGUGGCUAAAACCAUUAAAGACAUUUUUCAUAAUCACGGAGUUCACGCAACUACCAUUCAGCCUGAAUUUGCUAGUGUAGGCUCUAAAUCAAGUGGAGUCCCAUGUGAACUUGCCUACAGAACUCAGUGUGCUUUGAAGCAAUGUUGUGGGACUCGGCCACAAGCCUAUUCGGAAAAGGAUACAGAAAAGGCCCCAACAGUUAGCAUUUCCUGUUUAGAACUUUGUGAAAAUCUAGAGAAGCCCAGGACUCAAGCUGAAGACAUGCCUGCUGUUGUGCUAGACAUUAAAAAGACAAACAAACAACCUGAAUCAUCUUUGUGA
This is a messenger RNA of Myotis myotis, 1587 nucleotides long. RefSeq names its product zinc transporter 1-like. Gene Ontology annotation, biological process: detoxification of zinc ion; zinc ion transmembrane transport; intracellular zinc ion homeostasis. NCBI's taxonomy places the organism in Eukaryota, Metazoa, Chordata, Mammalia, Chiroptera, Vespertilionidae. Gene Ontology annotation, molecular function: zinc ion transmembrane transporter activity; calcium channel inhibitor activity. Gene Ontology annotation, cellular component: Golgi apparatus; membrane; endoplasmic reticulum. The record is from RefSeq and is a predicted model, not a curated record.